Messenger RNA from Trichoderma atroviride IMI 206040, 1302 nucleotides. Lineage: Eukaryota; Fungi; Ascomycota; Sordariomycetes; Hypocreales; Hypocreaceae. The record is from RefSeq and is a predicted model, not a curated record.
AUGAGUGAAACCGGCUCCGGCUACAAAGAGAAUCUUUAUUCUAUUGAUCCAAAUGAAACUACAACUGCCGUGUCACAAGACGACAGACAUGACGAUGUGAAGCAAGGCUUUGACACCGGCGUCAAGGCUUGGCUACAAGUGCUCGGUUCUUUUUUCCUCUAUUUCAAUUCAUGGGGAAUCAUUAACGCCUUUGGAGUGUUCGAAACGUACUAUGAACAACAUAUUCUAUCCCAUCAGUCGCCAUCAUCGAUUGCUUGGAUCGGAUCGGUUCAAUCAGCCUUGCUCAUGGUAGUCGGCGUCGUCAGUGGCCCGCUCUUUGACGCAGGAUACUUUUAUGCGCUUUUACCAACCGGCACUUUUCUCGUUGUGCUUGGGAUGAUGAUGACGAGCCUCUCUACAAAAUACUAUCAGAUCAUGCUGGCACAGGGUAUCUGUGUUGGUAUUGGGGCCGGCUUCUUGUUCGUCCCAUCAGUUGCGCUUCUGCCGCAAUAUUUUCACAAGAGACGAGCUUUGGCAAAUGGCGUUGCUGCAUCGGGCAGCAGUAUUGGCGGAGUCCUCAUCCCCAUCAUGUUUCGGCAACUCGAAAUAAGGAUAGGAUUCCCUUGGGCGACCCGCGUCAUCGCCUUUCUUUCUCUAUCAACUUGCGCUAUUUCGAUUGGUGUCAUGCGACAGCGCUUCAGACCAAAGGAGAAGAGAGCCCUGCUGCAGCUUUCUGCAUUCAGAGAAGCUCAGUAUUCGCUCUUUUGUUUGGCCUGCUUUUUAGGCUUCCUGGGUUUCUACAACUUCUUAGUAUAUGUGCAGCCGUUUGCAAUUGAUGCCGGGAUUGUGGAUGCUAAUCUGGGAUUCUAUCUUCUUGCCAUCUUGAAUGCUACGUCAACAUUUGGCCGCUUCGGCCCAAAUUUUGUUGCCGACUAUAUCGGUUCACUCAACGUUCUCUGUCCGGCAUUGACCAUUACGGCUGUUUUAGCAUAUUGCUGGAUUGCUGUAAACAGCACGUCGGCAAUUAUCGCGCUUUCGGCGUUAUACGGCUUCUUUUCGGGAGGGUUUGUGUCUUUGAUAGCGGUGGUCAUGAUGGAGAUCACUCCAGACAUCAGCACGCUAGGAACUCGGCUGGGUAUGUGCUUUGCGCUUGAGUCCAUUGGGCUACUUAUCGGAACUCCAAUUGGAGGGACCAUAAUCAGCCGUACUGGGUCGUAUCUUGGCGUGCAGUUGUUCUGUGGCUCAUGUCUUGCUGCCUGUGCUGUAAUUCUCAUCACCAUUCGGCUGCUGCGGAGUGGGCCGACACUUAUGUACAAGACAUAA